This is a messenger RNA of Pieris napi, 1793 nucleotides long. RefSeq lists its product as uncharacterized. The record is from RefSeq and is a predicted model, not a curated record. The coding region runs from base 178 to 1293 and encodes 371 amino acids. NCBI's taxonomy places the organism in Eukaryota, Metazoa, Arthropoda, Insecta, Lepidoptera, Pieridae. The transcript is spliced from 8 exons.
CCAGGUUCGCUGCUCUUCCGACCCGUAUCUAUCAAACGAGGGAGUAUAAAACAAGUAAGCAGUCCGUUCGGCGUUACUCUUCGCGCAAGGUCAAGACCGGCCAAGUCAUUGCACCACUCCGCGCGUACACGCAUAGCUGCGCCGCAGUGCUUUGUUAGAGCUUUUCACAAUAUCAUCAUGGGGAGAAUAACGUUAAUAAUAUUAUUAUGCUUCGUCGCUUUCGCAUUAGGAAGUAAUGAUGACAAAUUUAUCAAGAAAUAUGCUAUGAUGAAGAUUUAUGAGAGUUGUUUCGGAGCAGAAGUCGUAAAACAAAUAAGGCGGGAAAUGAAAGAGGCAUAUGCGAAAUGCUCAUCACCGCCAUCUUUUGAGGAAACUCCGAACCAGCAAAUACCAUCCAUUUUGUUUGGUAAACUGCCGCCAGGGUUCGCAAUGGACCCCAACACGCAAACAAUCACCAAGCCCUCACCAGAUGGCGCUGGGCAAAAUCAAGAAAAUGAAUUGCCGAAUCAUGAGAAAUUGCACGUCCAAAAAAUUCCACUAAGCCAACUUCUACCCUUAAGAUCUCAGCCGCCAUUCCAGUCCCAACCAAUACCUCCAUACAUGAUGCCAACAAACCCGCAAUUCAGACCGUUUAGUUCAGCGUCACCGUUCUAUCAGUUCCCGUACCCCAUGCCACCAUAUCAGUACCCUGGACAGUACAAUCCCUACUACCAACCAAUGCAGCAGUUUUAUCAGCAGCCGCUCUACCCUUCUAACAGGAUGUCGCGAGACCUCGACCUCCGCGAUCGCCUUGACAUCAUAACACGAGGUCCCAACGCUGGCAAAGUCAGAAAUAUUACAUGCGUCAUGCAAGAACUGGGUUAUAUAGAUCAUAAUCUAGAACCUAACUAUGAACAGAUAACGCAGAGAAUUGCUAACCUUCCAGUUUCAAGUGACCUGAAAGGAGACAUUCAAGAUGGCCUCCAGUUCUGUCAAAAGUUUUCGCAAUGUGUUCCGGAUAUGAAACGCGACGUGUCUCCGCUGUCCCAAGAGCUAAUCAAGCCGAUGUUCUUCUUCAGAUGUUAUAAGCACAAGAAACUAGAAGCCUGUAUCAUGAAAGAUAUUCGCGAUCGGUUCACGAGUGAAGACGAUUUGGAAACUGAUGGUGAUUUUAGAUCCCUCGGCAGAUCAGGUCGUGCGCUCAAGGACGAGCCAAUAAACGACCCCAGGUUCGAUGCCCUGGACGAAAUGGCUGUUUACUUAUAUGACUAUUUAAGUGGGGGUAGUGGACUUGACUAUGAUCUAUAUUUGUAAAAGUUAUAGUAUCAAAUUGAAAUAUUCUUGUGACAAUUUAUAUAGAAAAAUCGUUUUUUUAUAUUAAUUUUAUUAUUAAUUUUUAUAUCCAUGAUAUUUAUCGAUACAGGUUUAAAAUUGUAAUUAUUUUAGCAUUAGUGCUUUCAUUUUAAAUCUAGUGAAGGUCUCAUACGCCUAACCAUUUGACAGCAAAAAUGGCGCCUAUAGCGAUUCUGAAAUAUCAUUAAUAUUAUAAAUAAAAUAUACCUCAGGUUUACUCACGUAAUAUAUGUUCUUGUUAAAACUAGCAAGAAAAUAUAUACGGUCCCUUUUAAAUUCCUACGCUUGCCAAAAACAAGGCUGAAAAGAGCUCGAAAUUCGUAUGUGUGUGCAAAAGGCAUAAUUAUGACAAUUCCAAGUAAUUUCAUGAUAGUGUUUUUGCCCUUGUUAAAUGAUUAGGCGUUUCCCUUUAAAAUGGAAAGUAGCGAUAAUUUUAGAUUUUAUAUACGAAAAAGGUAUUU